AUAUAUUAAAAUUUAAUAAUACAAUAAAUUAUAUAAAUACAUUAUUACAAUUCAAUUCAUGAUUUAUUGUAUGCAUAUAUGAUACAGUGCUACGUACGUAAAUAUAAGCGUACAUUUACGAAAUAUUUAAUAUUGUAAUAUACAUUACAAAACAGUAUUUCUUUCUUAUUGAUUAUUAUCUAUUGAUUAUAUGUUAUAUAGUAUGAAUGACGAAACGUAGAUGAUAACAAUAGACGUACAGUUUUAAAUAAAAAUCGAACGUUAUCACGUCGAGAUAGCGGAUAAUAAUGUUUCGUGUACUCUUCAAUUAUUCCUGGACUCAUCGGGCCCACUUGAUAAUCGCGAAAAUUUACUCAGGAUUGGCUUGGUCUUAACAUAAAAUUCGUCAGUGCAUACCAUCUCUAUUGGUAUGUCAAAAAAACGCGUCCAGAUCAAAUAAGAGCGAGCGCGAACAAUCACGAACGAAGAAUUACGAACGAACCUCACUCAACGUGUGCGAGUACGAACGAGCCGAAAUGAACAUCGGCGAAUACGUUCCGUCUCUCUUGUCGAUAUGUUUAUCAAAGGAAAAGUACUCUGUGAGGUACUGGAGAGCUUAGUGACAAAACAUUCGCCUGCCAAGCGAAAGAGACGGAUUCAAUUCUCGAAUCGCGCUCUAAUAGACGCACAAUUAUCCGAAAACAAAUUCAAUGUAAUUCGACAAUAUCGUGAUACUGUGGGACGGAAAUACAAAUAAUAAUAAUAAUAAUAAUAAAUUUGGAUAUCAAAUCUUAUCAUGAACCACCUUACUUUGUCCCAGUAAGGACAGAAAUCCACAUUAAAAUGGAGAAAAGCAUUCGUUCGUGAUCGUUCAUGUUCGAUCAGAGUCUGGGUUAAUAAGUUUUCUAAUCUGAGACAAUCGUUCGUAUACGACUCGAGCAUCGUCGAAAUCUUAUUCCGUUUUGUACAUAUAUACAUUAAAGAUAAUACUUUAUACUCACUAAUACUUUAUAACAUAUAUUAUUAAGUAUUAGUGAAAUAAUGGAGUGGCCAAAUGAUAAAGCUUUAUUAUUUAUUAAUGAAAUUGAAACUUUGCCGAUUCUAUGGGAUUCUUCAGAUCCGUAUUAUAAAAUUACUAGGAAAAAAAAUGAAGCGUGGGAAACUCUUGCGAACAAAUUCUGUACAACAGUACUGGAUGUUAAAAAGAAGUGGCUUUCAUUACAAGCAUCAUAUAGAAGAGAGAGAAUUAAAGUGAUUGAUUCUGCAAAGGGAACUGAUAAAAAGAUUUUAUCAAAAUGGUUUGCAUAUCGCGCAAUGAUGUUUUUGGAAGAUCAUUAUAAGCCAAGAGGAACGAGAAAUACUUCUCAGACUUCUGAAAUGUAUCAACAGGAAGAAAAUAGCGAUCUCAAGGAAGAAAAUAGUGACCAUGAAGACAUUAAUGAAACAGAAAUAACAUGCCCGAAAGUAGAAGCUAUACCGUACGAACCAGCGAGAAGCUUACGAUUAAGUAGUAUACCGUUGCGACAAAAACAUUUGAAAGUGUUUCAUUCUGCAGAAUUAAAUACUCCAAAGAGAAAAAAGAUUAACGAUGAUAACAAACCAAAUGAAAUGUAUAUUUUAAAGGCUAGGGUUGUAGAAAAAGAAUUUCAACGAGAUGAAAAUGAGACUUACGGCGAAUACGUGGCAUUGACACUGAAGAAAUUAGAUAAUUAUUCACGAAUAAUGGCCAAACAUUACAUUAAUGAGAUUCUUAUAGAAGCAGAAUUAGGGAAAUAUAAAGAUUCGGUUCCUCAAAGAUCGCCUAUACCUACGACUUAUUCUGCUAUUUCACCACCGCUUUCUGCAUAUUCCUAUCAAUCCGGGGAUUCUAAUAACAUGAAUUCUACUGAAUCGAAUCUGUGAUUAUUUGAAUUAAUAGUCUGAUAAACUAAUAGCGUUACAGAAUCGUUUUAUUUUUAUUUUUAUUUUCUGUAAACUUCUAUUGAAAUACAUAUUCUUUAUUCCCAUA
Messenger RNA from Wasmannia auropunctata (little fire ant), 1987 nucleotides. Its product is annotated as transcription factor Adf-1-like. The transcript has 3 exons. The coding region runs from base 1021 to 1881 and encodes 286 amino acids. The record is from RefSeq and is a predicted model, not a curated record. NCBI's taxonomy places the organism in Eukaryota, Metazoa, Arthropoda, Insecta, Hymenoptera, Formicidae.